CUUCAUCUCUCAGCAUGUAUCUUCAUCUCUCAGCAUGUAUCUUCAUCUCUCAGCAUGUAUCUUCAUCUCUCAGCAUGUAUCUUCAUCUCUCAGCACGUAUCUUCAUCUCUCAGCAUGUAUCUUCAUCUCUCAGCAUGUAUCUUCAUCUCUCAGCAUGUAUCUUCAUCUCUCAGCAUGUAUCUUCAUCUCUCAGCAUGUAUCUUCAUCUCUCAGCAUGUAUCUUCAUCUCUCAGCACGUAUCUUCAUCUCUCAGCAUGUAUCUUCAUCUCUCAGCAUGUAUCUUCAUCUCUCAGCAUGUAUCUUCAUCUCUCAGCAUGUAUCUUCAUCUCUCAGCACGUAUCUUCAUCUCUCAGCACGUAUCUUCAUCUCUCAGCAUGUAUCUUCAUCUCUCAGCAUGUAUCUUCAUCUCUCAGCAUGUAUCUUCAUCUCUCAGCAUGUAUCUUCAUCUCUCAGCAUGUAUCUUCAUCUCUCAGCAUGUAUCUUCAUCUCUCAGCAUGUAUCUUCAUCUCUCAGCACGUAUCUUCAUCUCUCAGCAUGUAUCUUCAUCUCUCAGCAUGUAUCUUCAUCUCUCAGCAUGUAUCUUCAUCUCUCAGCAUGUAUCUUCAUCUCUCAGCAUGUAUCUUCAUCUCUCAGCAUGUAUCUUCAUCUCUCAGCAUAUCUUGUCAGAUUCCAACUCCCUAUCUCAUCCUCUCUUCACCCCGUCUCCCUCCUCUUCCUGUCGCAUCGUACCUCCUCAGCCUCCUCCGCCAUGCCGCGAGCGUCUGCUGCCCUGGGAAGGUCGUAGAGAGAGGCUAA
Messenger RNA from Guillardia theta CCMP2712, 795 nucleotides. RefSeq lists its product as hypothetical. The transcript has a single exon. NCBI's taxonomy places the organism in Eukaryota, Cryptophyceae, Pyrenomonadales, Geminigeraceae. The record is from RefSeq and is a predicted model, not a curated record. The annotation marks the transcript as partial.